Messenger RNA from Echinostoma caproni, 771 nucleotides. The record is from the annotation of a GenBank genome assembly. Lineage: Eukaryota; Metazoa; Platyhelminthes; Trematoda; Plagiorchiida; Echinostomatidae.
AUGACACGAAAAGUGCACAAAAUUAGGGAUCAGGAAACAAAUGAGAACACAUUCGAAUUGGAUCCGGAAAAUCACGGUCUAUCCCUUCCCGGACGAACGAGACGAAAUUGGCGAUUGUGUAAAGUGUUUCUCAUGGACCAAGAGUUUGCUUUUCGCCCGAAAGAAGAUAAAGGAUUGCGGGCUAACUUCUUGAAGCUAUACAACACUCAUGGCAAACUGGUCACAAUAUGCCCUUCGACUACCAAGCUGCUGGAAUGGAACGAGGCAUUAACCGCAGUGUUACGUACCCAAGCCGCGCAAGAUUACAUUGGAUACAAUCGCUUCGGAUCAUUUGCUCCACCGAGACCCAAUACACAAGCAACCGUCUUCAUUGACGGUGCUUACUACAUGGAAGCUGUGGCCAGAGCAAUUGCACAAGCGCAACAUGAAAUUUUCAUCACUGAUUGGUGCAUGAAUCCCGAACUGUUUCUUCGGCGUCCAAUCCAAUCAAACACUUGGCGGUUGGACAAAUUACUUCAAGCGAAAGCGCGUCAAGGAGUGCGUAUAUGCGUGAUUUUGUAUGCCGGAAUUGAGAAGGUGGUUCCAUUUGUCAGUGCUAAAACAGCCGGUCAUUUGCACAGCCUUCAUCCAAAUAUUCACGUUUACCGAUCCCCAUUGAUCAAAUGGUUUUGGAGUCAUCACGAGAAAAUGGUGGCGAUUGAUCAAUCAAUUGUGUUCAUGGGUGGAAUUGAUCUUUGCUUUGGGCGAUGGGAUACGAUUGAUCACAGGUAA